AACUCCCCCACCCAUUCUCGCUUUAUUUUAAUCCCACCAUUUCUCAUUUCUCCAUCUAAAACCUAAUCUUCCACACACUCCAUGAACGUGUUAGACCCAAAGAACAUGGAAAAUACCACCCACCUCCACCACCGGAGUCCUCCUCAGCCGCCGGAACAACCCACCAAAACUCCGCAUCCCAACGACGAGGAAAACUCGGGGAUGGAAACACGUGAAUGUAACGAAAGCUCGUUAAGGGGUCGUGGUGGAGCCGAAGAAGAAUCAAUGACGGAUCCAGAAGUAUUUUUGACGGGAGAAGAUGAUAAUGGUCGGGUUUGGAUACCUGAAAUAUGGGGUCAGGAAGAGCUUUUGAAGGACUGGAUUCAUUGUUCUGGAUUCGAUGAUUCUUUGGUGCCUCGUGGGAUUAUGUCGGCUCGUACUGCUUUGGUCGAAGAAGGAAGAAGAGCCAACAUUAAUGGCGGAUUUCGAAUAGAAAACAGCUGUUGAACUCAUUAUCAUACAUCUUUCUUUUGCCUAUGAUUAUUUGCUGGAAUGUAAUAUGUUUAAUCAUGAAUCUAGUAAUAUUUUUCUUUUUUGUAAUAAGUGAAUUUCUAAUUAAGUUUUUUUUUUAAUAAUUACAU
This is a messenger RNA of Hibiscus syriacus, 620 nucleotides long. RefSeq names its product protein BIC1-like. NCBI's taxonomy places the organism in Eukaryota, Viridiplantae, Streptophyta, Magnoliopsida, Malvales, Malvaceae. The record is from RefSeq and is a predicted model, not a curated record. The transcript has 2 exons. Gene Ontology annotation, biological process: blue light signaling pathway. The coding region runs from base 82 to 486 and encodes 134 amino acids.